CCUAAGAUCGUCAUUGUCUUAGCCGCUAAUGAAGGUGGUGGUGUCCUUAAAUGGAAAGGUGCUCAGGAAUGGUCUGUUGAAAGAUCUUCCAUCAACAACAAAAAAUACUAUGCCAAAAAGCAUGGAUAUGGAUUGACUAUAAAGGACAUGACAAUUAAAAAACGAUAUUCUCAUGAAUGGAGAGAAAGCUGGGAAAAAGUGGAUAUCUUGAAACAAACAAUGAGACAGUAUCCCAGAACUGAGUGGUUUUGGUGGCUAGAUUUGCAUACAUAUAUAAUGGAGCCAGAGUUUUCAUUAGAAGAUCAUAUUUUCAACAAAAUCAACGAAAUUUCCUACAGAUCGUUAAAUAAUUCGUUCAAUCCAUUGAAUUUGAAAAUCGAUAUACCAUAUAUUAACUAUCAAAACAAUCCAAUUGAAAUGUUGAUAGCCCAAGAUUGCGGCGGAUUUAAUUUAGGAUCGUUUUUCAUUAGAAAAUCCAAAUGGUCAGAAUUAUUAUUAGAUAUUUGGUGGGAUCCAGCGUUUUAUGAGCAAAUGCAUAUGAUUUGGGAACAUAAAGAACAAGAUUCACUUGAAACAUUGUACAAUACACAGGCUUGGAUUAGAGAGAGAGUAGCGUUUUUACCAUUAAAGUCUAUAAAUGCUUUUCCUCCAGGGGCUUGCAGUGAUAAAGCUGACGAUCCACAAUUUUUUUAUAAUGAAACAGAUCGAGAUUUUUUAAUUAAUAUGGCCGGUUGUGAAUGGGGUAGAGAUUGCUGGAGUGAAAUGGAACAUUAUAAGAAGUUGUCUAAAAGAUUAAAUGACCAACCCUGG
Messenger RNA from Ascoidea rubescens DSM 1968, 810 nucleotides. RefSeq names its product alpha-1,6-mannosyltransferase (gene MNN10). The record is from RefSeq and is a predicted model, not a curated record. The annotation marks the transcript as partial. Lineage: Eukaryota; Fungi; Ascomycota; Saccharomycetes; Ascoideales; Ascoideaceae. The transcript has a single exon. Gene Ontology annotation, molecular function: glycosyltransferase activity. Gene Ontology annotation, cellular component: Golgi membrane. Gene Ontology annotation, biological process: protein N-linked glycosylation.